AUGGAACUGAAACGUAAACCGGGUGCAAAGGACCCGUCAACUAUCACUUCAGAAUAUAUAGCUGAGAAGAGAAGGGAGCGUGAAUUGAAGAAACAGCAGAAGAGAGAUGAGCUCGUCAAGCAAGGCAUCGAUCCAGAUGCUAAACCGGUACCUGAGCAUUUACAGUUUAUCAAGAGACCAAUGCUAGAUAUUCCAGGCCAAAAGGCAUCUGGCGAUGGCCUUAUUAUCAAGGUGUUAACCUACAACAUUUUGGCCCAAGCCCUUAUUAGAAGAAAGUUGUUUCCUACCAGCGGCUCUGCGUUGAAAUGGGCCAACAGAUCUCAGAGAUUGGGGUCAGAAAUUGAGCAUUACGACGCAGAUAUUGUAUGUCUACAAGAAUUGGACUUUGAUCAAUACAACAGCCAUUGGAAGAAGGAGUUUGAGCGUAUGGGCUACUCUUCGAGGUACCAUCGGUCAGGUGUGAAGAGACAUGGUGUGGCCAUCCUCUACAAGCAUUCCAUGUUCCACUUUGAGCAUCAUUAUUUCAUUGACUAUGAUGGGACCGAAACACCAGGCGUCCCAGCCUCUACAAAAACACAAAACAUUGGUUUGUUGGUUUACCUCAAACUCAAUGAAGAUGUUAAGAAAAAGAAUCCCGGCAUAACAAAAGAUGGUAUUAUUAUCGGCACUACACAUCUAUUUUGGCAUCCUUUCGGAACAUUUGAGCGAACCAGGCAGACAUACCUUGUACUCCAUCAUGUAAAGGAGUUCUCCAAAAUGAUGCAUCUUCUAUACCCAAAUGAUAGGUUCUACCGUUUCUUUGCUGGUGACUUCAAUGCUCAGCCUUAUGACUCGCCAUAUCUUUCCAUCACUUCAAAGCCUAUUACAUAUACAGAGAGACCAAAAGUAGUGUUGGGCAAGGCGGCAUCUCAUAAAUGGAACGAUUCAGAUGCUGCAGAAGACGAAGAUGAUGACGAGGAUGACGAUGAAGAAGACACCCCUGAACCAUCAUCAUUCAAUUUCACUCCAGCCAUUCUAGAAAAGAUACAACAUAUGGAGUCUUUGCAUAACAACAUCGACAUGAGGUUUAUUUCUCUAUAUUCUGUGGCGUAUCGCCAAGUGCAUCCUGAAAACACUAUUCCAAGCGACAGAUAUGAACCGCUGUUCUCCAACUGGGCACACACAUGGCGUGGAUUGCUAGACUAUAUUUUUGUUGCCACGGACUGGAAUGGUGACAAUGCGAAUGGUGAAGUCGACUCGGUGCAACAGAAAUGGGCCCAGAACCAUCUGGCCAACCUAGAGACGGUCAGUACCCGUCUGACCACCUUUGCCUCAUGGCGCAAUUAG
Candidozyma duobushaemuli is the source of this 1326-nucleotide messenger RNA. RefSeq names its product RNA exonuclease. Gene Ontology annotation, molecular function: poly(A)-specific ribonuclease activity. The record is from RefSeq and is a predicted model, not a curated record. The transcript has 2 exons. Lineage: Eukaryota; Fungi; Ascomycota; Pichiomycetes; Serinales; Metschnikowiaceae. Bases 1 to 1326 code for a protein of 441 amino acids.